GCGUCUUCCCCAACCAACACGUACACAAUGCGCUGAGCGUUUCCGGGGCAACCUUACUGUUUCCGGCUUUGUGUCUCUCUCCCUCUGUCCCAGUCAUUCUCCUCCUCUGCCACGCCAACAGCAGCUGCUUGUCAUCCGUACAUCCGGGACAUUGCCGCGCUGGUUCUUGAAGCUAUGGAAAGGGGCACCAUGUGGAGGCUGCAAUGUCUAAUGAAGGAGUUGAGGUGGUGGUCUUUCCUCUCCUUCAUGUUGUUCAGCUUCGGAUGUGUCAGAGCCUCAGAACUCACUUUUGAGCUGCCUGAUAAUGCCAAACAGUGCUUCUAUGAGGAUAUUACUCAAGGAACCAAGUGUACACUGGAAUUUCAGGUGAUCACUGGUGGGCAUUAUGAUGUGGACUGCAGACUAGAGGAUCCUGAUGGAAAUGUAUUGUACAAAGAGAUGAAGAAGCAGUAUGACAGUUUUACCUUUACUGCAACCCGCAAUGGGACCUACAAGUUUUGUUUCAGCAAUGAAUUCUCCACAUUCACACACAAGACAGUCUACUUCGAUUUCCAGGUUGGAGAUGACCCUCCUCUUUUCCCCAAUGAGAACCGGGCUACUGCUCUUACUCAGAUGGAAUCUUCCUGCGUUUCCAUCCAUGAGGCACUGAAGUCUGUAAUUGAUUAUCAGACACAUUUUCGACUUAGAGAGGCGCAGGGACGCAGCAGGGCCGAAGAUCUGAAUAGCAGAGUAGCCUAUUGGUCUGUAGGGGAGGCUAUUAUCCUUCUUGUUGUAAGCAUCGGACAAGUAUUCUUGCUGAAAAGCUUCUUCUCUGAUAAAAGAACCACUACAACCCGCGUUGGAUCAUAACCAAUGUUUCUCAGGAUGCCCUGCUUACAAUACUAUUUGCACCCAACUGCAAAGGUUUUUUUUUUUUUUUGAUGUUUGUUCCUGGUUACCUGUAAGUAAAGAACUGUAUAUAUUGGUAAAACUAUAUUUUACCUUUUAGACUCCACUGUAGCUGGCCCUUAAAAAAAAAAAAAAAAAAAAAGUUGUUUUUUUUAAUUAUUAUUUUUUUUUUUUUGAAAGGGUGGUAACUUUUAUUUGAACCGUUUUGGGGAUUUUUUUAUUUUUAAACUUUGAUUUCCAUGUGAAACAUUUAACUCUUAAGGUUAAUAUAUUGUCAAUUUCUCAAGAA
Messenger RNA from Xenopus laevis (African clawed frog), 1177 nucleotides. RefSeq names its product transmembrane p24 trafficking protein 7 S homeolog (gene tmed7.S). Lineage: Eukaryota; Metazoa; Chordata; Amphibia; Anura; Pipidae. The record is from RefSeq and is a predicted model, not a curated record. Bases 175 to 849 code for a protein of 224 amino acids. The transcript is spliced from 4 exons. Gene Ontology annotation, cellular component: Golgi apparatus; cytoplasm; COPI-coated vesicle membrane.